AGUGAAACCUUCUUCUCUGAAACACCAUUCACCAAACACUUCCAGUCCACUGCCACCGACGUUGACCCACCGUCCACCAUCGUCAACUCCUCCGUCCGUCCGCUGCCAGUCGCCACUUGCCACGCCGCCAGCAGCCACGUAGGCCAGCCACCGCAGCAGCGAGCAGCACUGCCAGUCGUCGUCGUCGAUCGCCGCCCGCCGGCUCUCCACAGGCCCACAGCCAGUCAGCCACCACUCAUUCAUCUCUCAACUCUCAUCUCUCGUUUUCGUCACUCGUAAGUCGAUCACUCCCCUGCGUUCUUUUUGCACAGAGAUUCCAAUUGGUUUAUAGGUGAUUUCAGUGGGAGCAAGAGGAGGUAAAGGAAGGAUGGGUUACAUAGGGGCUCAUGGAGUGCAAGCCCUUCAUAGGUACAAAUACAGUGGGGUGGAUCACUCCUAUGUUGCGAAGUAUGUGUUGCAACCCUUUUGGAGUCGCUGCGUCAAUUUCUUCCCCCUUUGGAUGCCACCGAAUAUGAUUACGCUUACAGGAUUUUUGUUCUUGGUCACAUCUGCGUUGCUCGGAUAUAUUUAUUCUCCACUGUUGGAUUCACCUCCUCCAAGAUGGGUUAAUUUUGCGCAUGGAUUGCUUCUCUUCCUUUAUCAGACGUUUGAUGCUGUUGAUGGAAAACAAGCAAGACGAACAAAUUCCUCUAGUCCACUAGGAGAGCUUUUUGAUCAUGGGUGUGAUGCGCUUGCAUGUGCAUUCGAAGCCUUGGCUUUUGGGAGUACUGCGAUGUGUGGACGGGAUGCUUUCUGGUUCUGGGUUAUAUCAGCUGUUCCUUUCUACUUCGCUACUUGGGAAAGCUAUUUCACCAACACACUAGUUCUUCCGGUAGUAAAUGGACCAACAGAGGGUCUCAUGCUGAUAUAUCUCAGCCAUUUCUUUACAGCUUUAGUGGGGUCUGAGUGGUGGGCUCAGCCGUUUGGGAAUUCUAUGCCUCUCGUGAGUUGGGUUCCUUUUCUGAACGAAAUUCCGACCAAUAAAGCCGUGUUGUUCCUGAUGGUAGUUUUUGCUGUUAUUCCAACAGUCUAUUGCAAUAUUAACAAUGUUCAUAAGGUUGUUAAGGCAACAAAAGGAAGUAUGCCGCGGGCGCUGGCCAUGCUUUACCCAUUUGUUGUUCUAUUGGGAGGAGUGCUUCUGUGGGACUACUUAUCUCCAUCUAAUUUAAUGAAGAACUACCCUCAUCUUGUGGUAGUGGGAACUGGGCUUGCAUUUGGAUUUCUUGUGGGAAGGUUGAUUUUGGCUCACCUGUGUGAUGAACCCAAGGGUCUGAAAACAAAUAUGUGCAUGUCUCUGCUUUGUCUACCUUUUGCCGUUGCAAAUGCGCUCACUGCCAGACUUAAUGAUGGAGUUCCUAUGGUUGAUGAGUUCUGGGUUCUUCUCGCUUACACUGCAUACUCAGUAUCACUCUAUCUGCAUUUUGCCACUUCUGUUAUACAUGAAAUCACAUCAGCGCUCGGGAUAUACUGUUUCAGGAUAACAAGAAAAGAAGCUUGAGCCGUUUUACGCUCAAAAUUUUGCUUUCAACCUCGAACUACCUGGGAUUGAAGUUUGACUUUCCUUGCCUAGUCGAUUCCUGAACCUGGCUUUUGAAGGAUGUUUGGGGUUCAACGAGUGCCUCUUUGACUUUUCACAGUUUGAGAGCUUUGUUUGAACUCGACUUCAAAUUCAUGUUUAGUUCAAGUAGCUAAGAUGAACUUCUUUUUUGAAUUUUCCCUUUCGAUUUUUGUUGACUAAGAUGUUUCUCUAGGAUUUUUCGAUUAGUUGACCUCCUAAAGGUGUUAUGCUUUUGACAAUAUUUAUGUUUGUUGUUUGCAGAAUUGUUUGUUAUUGUAUUUGAAUUCAUUUAGAUUUGUUGAUACUUGAAAGGAGUAUAUAUUUCUCUUCUCUUCCCC
Solanum pennellii is the source of this 1935-nucleotide messenger RNA. RefSeq names its product choline/ethanolaminephosphotransferase 1. The record is from RefSeq and is a predicted model, not a curated record. Gene Ontology annotation, biological process: phospholipid biosynthetic process. Lineage: Eukaryota; Viridiplantae; Streptophyta; Magnoliopsida; Solanales; Solanaceae. The transcript has 21 exons. The coding region runs from base 368 to 1537 and encodes 389 amino acids. Gene Ontology annotation, molecular function: phosphotransferase activity, for other substituted phosphate groups. Gene Ontology annotation, cellular component: membrane.